AUGUCUGUACUGCUCACCGGAUCCACAGGCUUCAUUGCCACUCACGUCCUCGACCAACUGCUUAGCAAGGGUCUCUCCGUGGUAGCCACCUACCGAUCCGAGUCCAAGGUGGACUUUCUGAAGAAACGAUUCGAGGGCAAGAGUGUCGAGUUUGUGCUUCUGUCAGACAUUGAAUCCGAGUCCGAGGUCAAGGACAUCUUCAACAAGAACCCACAAAUCACCAAAGUGAUCCACACCGCAUCACCGUUCCACUUCAACUUCACCGACCCCCUGACGGAGGUUCUUCAGCCAGCCGUGAACGGCACCAAGGCGGUGCUGAACGCCAUUCCCGAGCACGUGACUCACGUAGUUGUCACCUCCUCGGUGGCGGCCGUGGUGGACAUCAAGUAUAUUGACGACUACAACGAGAUCAUCACCGAGGACUCGUGGAACGGAAUCUCGUGGGAGGACGCCGAGAAGAAGGGAGGCAGCUUCACGUACCGAGGCUCCAAAACCUUUGCCGAAAAGGCAGCGUGGGAACUGCACAAGAAGGCCAAGUACAACCUGGUCACAAUUCUGCCUCCUCUGGUGUUUGGACCAGUCUACGGACAGACUGACACCCUCAACACCUCCAACGAACAGCUGGUGGACGCGCUCAAAAAGGGGUCUAACUUCAGAUACGCAGGAACGUAUGUCGACGUCCGAGAUACAGCUGCUGCCCACGUGGCUGCCAUUGAUGCCACGGAAUCAGCCAGAUGGCUCACUAUUGGAGGCUACUACACCCGCCAGGAGAUUCUGGAUAUCACCAACAAGGAGUUUCCCGAAUUCCAUGCUGACAAGGGGACUCCGGGCGACUACUCUGGUUUGAAACGGGCCUUCCGAUACGACAACUCCAAGACCAACAAGGUGUUCCCUCGAAAGUACAUCACGUUGAAGCAGACAGUGGAGGACACCUUUCGGGGCAUUGAUCCCAAGUAUAUCAACAAGUUGUAG
Yarrowia lipolytica CLIB122 is the source of this 972-nucleotide messenger RNA. RefSeq lists its product as uncharacterized. The record is from RefSeq and is a predicted model, not a curated record. Lineage: Eukaryota; Fungi; Ascomycota; Dipodascomycetes; Dipodascales. Gene Ontology annotation, molecular function: oxidoreductase activity, acting on the CH-OH group of donors, NAD or NADP as acceptor.